This is a messenger RNA of Blepharisma stoltei, 1709 nucleotides long. The record is from the annotation of a GenBank genome assembly. Lineage: Eukaryota; Ciliophora; Heterotrichea; Heterotrichida; Blepharismidae.
AUGAACCAACUUGGAGGCGGCCUUCAAAACUUGCUUAAGGAAGGUGCACGACACUAUUCUGGUCUGGAAGAAGCGAUCCUCAAAAACAUCGACGCAUGCAAACAACUGACCGCGAUCACUCGAACAUCUCUUGGCCCAUUAGGGAUGAAUAAAAUGGUCGUGAACAAUCUUGAGAAGCUUUUUGUAACAACGGAUGCAGCAACCAUCAUGAAAGAGCUCGACGUGCAUCAUCCAGCAGCCAGAUUGAUCGCCUUAGCCUCAAAGUUCCAAGAAACAGAGUCUGGCGAUGGGACCAACUUUGUCGUCAUUUUAGCUGGAGAGCUCCUAAAGCUGGCUGAAGAACUCAUACAGACUGGACUUCACCCAAGUGAAAUUGUGAAUGGCUACGAAAGAGCUUCGGCUAAGGCUGAUGAAAUUAUACCUCAGCUUGUAGCUUACACAGUCACUGAUUUCAGAAACAAAGAACAGAUUGAGAAGUGCCUUAGACCUGUUAUUGCAAGCAAAAUAUAUGGCUAUGAAAACCACCUAGCAGCUUGUGCAGCAGAAGCAGGGCUGAUUGUGACUGAAGGUGAUAUUAAGUUUGAGAUGGACAAUGUAAGGAUAUUGAAAUUACAAGGAGGAAACCUAGGACAAACUGAAGUCGUUCGAGGAUUGAUCCUUAGUAGAGCGCCAGAAGGGUCAGUUAAACAUGUAAAAGACGCAAAAAUCGCUGUCUAUAACUGUCCUUUAGACCCACAAAGUUCAGACACAAAAGGCACUGUAUUGCUAACCAAUGCUGAAGAACUCAAAAAUUAUACCCAAAGUGAAGAAGAUAUGGCCAAAAAGCUAGUCCAAGAAAUCGUAGACGCAGGCGUCAAAGUUGUGGUGGCAGGAGGCUCCAUUGCAGAAAUCGUCAUGCAUUUCUUAGAAUUAAACAACAUCAUGGUCGUAAAAGUCCCUUCGAAAUUUGAAGUCAGAAGGUUCUGCAAGAUGCUAGGAGCUACAAUGGUGGUUAGACUUGGAGCCCCAACCCCUGAAGAAUUAGGAUAUGCUGACUCUGUUUCUCUAGAAGAAAUCAGCAGUAAUAAAGUUACUGUUUUUAAGAGAGAAAAUGAAAGAACACAAAUUGCGACUGUUGUAGUUAGAGCGAGCACGAAAAAUGUAAUGGAUGACGCUGAAAGAGCUUUGGAUGAUGCUUUUAAUACCUUUAGAAUGCUUACUUUCCUUGAUAGGAUUUUUUUAACUUAUCAGCUAUUAAUACAAUCAGCCAUUUUGAUUAUAAAUAUAGAGCAUUCACUAUUAUUUAUGAAAAAAGAGUUAGAAAAGAUCCAAGAUUCGUAGUUGGAGGAGGCGCUUGUGAAGCUGAAAUCGCCAAAAGAAUCAAAGACUUCGCAGCAACCCAGCCUGGCCUCGACCAAUAUGCCAUUAUGAGAUACGCUCAAGCUUUCGAAAUUAUCCCUAAGACUUUAGCAGAGACUGCAGGACUUGACUCCAAUGAAUUCCUCGCUAAAAUUUACGCUGAAAAUAACCCUCAUGCUGGCAUUGAUAUUGAAGAAGGAAGCGUCAAAGAUGUAAGUGACUUUAUUGUUGACCACAUGGAAACCAAGAGAUGGGCAAUCAAACUUGCCAGUGACGCUGCAUUGACUGUAUUAAGAGUUGACCAAAUCAUUAUGGCUAAACCUGCUGGAGGACCAAAACCAGGAGCAAGACCACCUGAGGAAGACGAUUAA